GAAAUCAACAAUUGAAAUGUAUAUUGCUGUAGAGGGAUGCUCUCAUGGAGAGCUUGACACCAUAUACAACUCAGUCACCAGACUUGAGCAGAUACAUGGCUUCACAGUAGAUCUUCUUCUUUGUUGUGGGGACUUCCAGUCUGUUCGCAAUGAACAGGAUCUCAAGUGUAUGGCUUGUCCAGUGAAGUAUAUGGAAAUGCGUGACUUCUUCAAGUACCACUCAGGUGAGAAGAAAGCACCAGUGUUGACCAUUUUCAUCGGGGGCAACCAUGAGGCUUCAAAUUAUCUUCAAGAGUUCCCCUAUGGUGGGUGGGUUGCCCCAAAUAUUUACUAUCUGGGGUAUGCCGGUGUAAUCAGAUUCGGAGGGCUUCGUAUUGGGGGCCUUUCAGGUAUAUAUAAGGGCCCAGACUACCUCAAGGGUCAUUUUGAAAAGCCACCUUAUUCCGGGGAUUCAGUUCGCAGUGUAUAUCAUGUGCGAAACCUUGAGGUCUUUCGGCUAAAGCAGCUCUCUGGUGAGAGUGACAUCAUGAUGUCUCAUGACUGGCCUCGUGGUAUUUAUCAUCAUGGUCCCAAGGAAAAGCUUGUGAAAUGGAAGCAACAUUUUCGUUCUGAGAUAGAGAAUAGUUCUCUUGGGUCAAGGGCUGCAGAGGAUUUGCUCAAGAAGUUGCGUCCCAAGUAUUGGUUCUCGGGUCAUCUACAUGUCAAGUUUCCUGCUGUUCUGCGACACAAGGACGAAAAUACUCAAAAAGUGAAGGUCACAAAAUUCUUAGCGCUCGACAAGUGCCUGCCGCGUCGAGACUUCCUUCAGGUGAUAGAUGUUCCAAGCACCCAUCCAUUAGAGCUAAGUUAUGAUGCAGAAUGGCUGACAAUUCUUCGUCUUACCAACCACCUUCUCUCUGUUGGUACACAGAGUGUCUACAUGCCUGGGCCAGGCGGUUCUGAGAGGUACCAGUUCACUCCUACAAAGGAAGAAAUUCAAGAGACUAUUCAGAUGAUGAAUGGAAAUCUGGUCAUUCCUAAAAAAUUUACUUCUACGGCAGAAACGUAUAAUAAAAAUAAGGGAAAACCAAGAAUGGAUUUGAUUCAUAUGCCUCAGCCUUGUUUGAACCCUCAAACCACUGUUUUCUGUGACAGGCUUGGCUUAGAUGAUCCAAUGGCUUUGCUUUUAGGGGGUAAAAGAAAGGCCUUGAUAUCUCCAAAAAUAAAUUCACCAAACCCAAGACUAAAUGACUCGGAGUUGAACAUUACUCUGGAAACGUCCAAACUAUCUCAUAGUCCAGAUGAGGUGGAGCUAAGUGAUGAUGAGAAUGCAGAUAUUGUGAUGGAGUUGAGACUAAGUCCUGACUUGCCUCCUGAUGCCGAGGGAUCUGUUGAAUUUGUUUUGAGCCCCAUCAGAAGAGAUGACUCAACUGGUUCACAAAGCCCUGGGGUACAGCCUCUUUCUAGUUCACCAAGACAUACAGGUGUGUUGGGUGGACAUCGGCGUGGAAUUGUUCUGUCCAGUCCAAAAGCGGAGAGUCAGUCUUCGCCCAAUCCUUUCACCUGCGAUACCUCCUCUGCUUCCUCGUCUCUCAGUGAAAGUGAAUCUAGUCCACACAGAAGCCCACAGACAAAGCGAACAAAUGAAGAGGAAAAGGAAUCAUCCAAGAAAGAAAGUGUUUCGUUAAGUCCAGAGACUUGUAAAGGAAUGAAGAAAUUUAAAAGAAGAAAUCAAGAAAAUUACUCUCCCAAAGAAAGAUAA
Messenger RNA from Cherax quadricarinatus, 1741 nucleotides. NCBI's taxonomy places the organism in Eukaryota, Metazoa, Arthropoda, Malacostraca, Decapoda, Parastacidae. The record is from RefSeq and is a predicted model, not a curated record.